CUUGCCUGCUGCUCUUUGCAUCACAAGACGCUGCCAUUCGCAGCGAUGCGACACGCGUGCCGAUAGCAGUGCAAAGUAGACGCAUUUCACGCGUAGCGAUCGACGCCGGCGACGCGCGUCGCAAAAAGCAGCGCUCGGCCACCUUGCCUCCAGCCCUUCAGCCACCAUGCUGCUGCGCUUGCGCGCGCGGCGGCGCCUCUUCCUGAGAAGACAGAAGUCCACGGCGCUGCCGCAGCGCCGCCCGCUCCCCCAGGGGCCGUCCUUCGCCGACUUUUUACGGAGGCCAUCAAUACCGCCGCCGCUCGAGGCGAUGCCGAGGGACACGCACGCAUUGCCGCGCGACGUCCUGACGGAUUCAUAUCGACGCUUCCACGGCUACCUCCGCAUGUCGCUCACCGAGCGGUGCAAUUUGAGAUGUAGGUACUGCAUGCCGGCCGAGGGCGUUUCCGAUUUGACGCCCUCACAUGAGUUACUGACAACAAAAGAGGUCGAGCGCGUCAUCAACGUCUUCGCGCGGGCCGGCGCGUCCAAAGUUAGAUUGACGGGCGGCGAGCCGACGCUGCGAAGAGAUUUGGUGGACAUCUGUUCAUCGAUCAAGCGGGACAAUCCUGGUGUGAAAUCGCUGGGCCUCACGACGAACGGCAUGAAGCUGCUAUCGCGGUCGGAUGGUGUGAGACUAGUGGAUGCGCUGGCAGCCUCGGGCGUGGACUCGGUCAACAUUUCCCUGGACUCGCUCGACGCCGACGUUUUCUCGCGCAUGACGCGGCGGCCAUCAUCGACCCAUAAACGGGUCCUGGAUGCGAUCGACGCGUGCGCUUCCCUCGGUUUAAAUGUUAAGGUCAAUUGUGUGGUGCUGCGAGGCGAGAACGAGCACGAACUAGCAGCUUUCGCAGAAAGGUGGGACUCGUCCGUGAAAGUCCGCUUCAUCGAGUGGAUGCCCUUCUCGGGCAACGCCUACGACGCGAAACGGUUGGUGCCCUACGCGGAAAUGAUGAAGAUGCUGCCUCCCUUGGUGCCGCUCCCAUCUAGUGAUAGACACGACACGACGAAAUGGUGGACCGCUGGCUCUUCACAAGUGGGCUUCAUCACGUCCAUGUCCGAGCACUUCUGUGGGUCGUGCAAUCGCGUGCGCGUGACGGCCGACGGGUCGCUCAAAACGUGUUUGUUCGGGUCCGAUUCUGUUUCGUUGAGGGACGCUUUACGAAGCGGCGUGUCGGACCGGGAGCUCGGCGAUUUAAUACAGGGCGCCCUCCUGAAGAAGCACUUCAAGCACGGCGGCCACGGGAACGCCGAGGGCGUCGCGCGGAACGCGUCCGAGAACCGGCCCAUGGUCAAGAUCGGGGGCUAGUAAUGUACAUAGUAGUAUCA
This is a messenger RNA of Pelagomonas calceolata, 1368 nucleotides long. Lineage: Eukaryota; Pelagophyceae; Pelagomonadales; Pelagomonadaceae. The record is from the annotation of a GenBank genome assembly.